Messenger RNA from Culicoides brevitarsis, 765 nucleotides. Its product is annotated as trypsin 5G1-like. The transcript is spliced from 2 exons. Gene Ontology annotation, molecular function: serine-type endopeptidase activity. Lineage: Eukaryota; Metazoa; Arthropoda; Insecta; Diptera; Ceratopogonidae. Gene Ontology annotation, biological process: proteolysis. The record is from RefSeq and is a predicted model, not a curated record. Bases 1 to 738 code for a protein of 245 amino acids.
AUGAUUCGCGCAAUUAUCUUCACUUGUCUCCUCGUGGCUGUCUCAGCCUACUGGCAACCAAAAGAGCACCGCAUUGUUGGUGGAAACGAAAUUACCAUCGACAAACGUCCCUUCCAAGUUUCAUUGAACUUGAAUGGAUAUCAUUAUUGCGGAGGUUCCAUCAUCAAUGAAUACACCAUCUUAACUGCUGCCCAUUGCUCUCAAAACUCUGCAAGCAACUACCAAAUCCGUGCUGGAUCUACCCAAAAAGGCAGCGGAGGACAAUUAAUUCGUGUGUCACAAAUUAUUGUGCACCCAAAAUAUGGUUACAAUGGAUUCGAUUCUGAUGUCGCCCUCAUGAAACUCUCAGAACCAUUGAGAUUUAGCGCAGAUGUUCAACCAAUCAGAAUGGCGCCAGCAGGAUACAUUGUUAAUGAUGGAGACACUCUUGUUGUCAGCGGAUGGGGAGCUUUGUCAUCUGGCGGAUCAUCUCCAAACAACCUUUAUGAAGUUGCUGUUCCUACUGUCAACCAACAAGUUUGUGCAAAUGCUUAUGGUUCAAGCAGCAUCACGAAUACUAUGAUUUGCGCCGGAGUUGGAGGCAAGGAUUCAUGCCAAGGAGAUUCUGGAGGUCCAUUGACACACAACGACUUGCACGUUGGUAUUGUUUCAUGGGGACGUGGAUGUGCAUUGGCUGGUUAUCCAGGCGUUUAUGCUCGUACCUCUGAAUUGCGUGAUUUCAUCGAUCAAUAUGCAUAAAUGGUUGAUGUUUUUGUGAAAUAAAUA